CGUUCCUUCUUCGUUAAACCUCUUCUUCAAUAGAACAGAAACCCCAGACUACCCAUUUGCUCAAAGGUGCUGCAGUUUUGUUCACCUAAUCUCAGCUCUCCAUCGACGAAGAAUAUGGAGUACCAUAACAAGCUGGUCCUCGCUCCCAUGGUUCGAGUCGGGACGUUGCCGUUUAGGUUACUAGCUGCUGAAUACGGCGCUGAUAUUACAUACGGGGAAGAGAUUAUUGAUCAUAAAAUGGUCAAAUGUGAACGCAAAGUAAACGAAUACGUUGGGUGUACUGAUUUUGUGGAGAAAGGAACAGAAAAUAUUGUCUUCAGAACCUGCAAUGAAGAAAGAAACCGGGUUGCAUUCCAAAUUGGCACUUCUGAUGCUGUGAGGGCUCUAACUGCUGCUCAAAUAGUGUGUAAUGAUGUUGCUGCAAUAGAUGUCAAUAUGGGUUGCCCUAAAUCAUUUUCCAUAAGUGGGGGCAUGGGUGCUGCACUGUUGAAUAAACCAGAGCUCAUUCACGAUAUUUUGACAACAUUGAAGAGGAACUUGAGCUGUCCAGUGACAUGUAAGAUUCGACUUCUAAAGUCUUCCCAGGAUACAGUGGAACUGGCGAGGCGAAUUGAAAAAACUGGUGUUUCUGCUCUUGCUGUUCAUGGAAGACGAGUUGCAGAUAGACCAAAGGAUCCAGCCAAGUGGAGUGAGAUUGCUGAUGUUGUAUCAGCAUUAUCUAUUCCAGUCAUUGCAAAUGGAGAUGUCUUUGAUUAUGGUGAUUUCAAACGAAUUAGAGCUGCAACAGGUGCCUCUUCUGUGAUGGUUGCAAGAGGAGCUCUUUGGAAUGCUUCAGUUUUCUCUCCUGAAGACAAAGUGCACUGGGAAAAGGUCAAAAGAGAAUAUGUCAGAAAGAGUAUCUUAUGGGAGAAUGAUGUUAAAAGCACAAAGCACACGUUGAAGGAAAUGAUUAUGCAUUAUUCUUGCCUUGAACUCCCAGAGGGGAAGAGUGUGAUCAAGUCAGAAAAUUUGGCAGAUAUAGCGCAACUUUAUGGGGAGGAAAGGUACUAUCAGUUUGUUAAUGAAAAUCGGUUCUCCGCCUAUGGAAGCAGGGAUGAACUUUUGUAGUACCAAAAAUGAGUUUUACAUGAAAAGAAGACUGCCUAUUAGCUGUUCAUACUCGUACACCUAAUUGUAGCCACUGAAAUUUUGCGGGUGUAUACUAGCUCAGUCUGUCUGGAAUUGUGAAAUAUGAUAGCUGUUGAACAUCAACUCGAAAUGAGCAAUGACUGCAUAGAGUAGCUAUUUUUCUACUAUAUUUGUAGGAAUUCAGGUGUUAUACCUUACUCAAAUUAUUCAAGAUACUUU
Molecule: messenger RNA, 1347 nt
Organism: Hevea brasiliensis (rubber tree)
Lineage: Eukaryota; Viridiplantae; Streptophyta; Magnoliopsida; Malpighiales; Euphorbiaceae
Exons: 9
Coding region: 115-1107 (330 amino acids)
Biological process (GO): tRNA dihydrouridine synthesis
Cellular component (GO): cytoplasm
Molecular function (GO): tRNA dihydrouridine synthase activity; flavin adenine dinucleotide binding
Source: RefSeq, a predicted model, not a curated record